GCUUGUUUCACAUCAAAGAAAUGAUAUGAACUUUUCUCUUAUGCCACUCCAACCCAGUGCAGUCUCUUUGGUGCAUGAAGCUAAACAUCAUGUUCUCAGAACUGGAUGAGAGUGACUGUGAGGAACUACCAGUUUUCUUUUCUGUAAACAAACCUCCUCCUGAUCCACAAAACUGCUUCCGGCCUUCUCCUGAGAACGAAGUAGUUGUGCUCUUCAGCUCAGAUUCAGAGGAUUCAUUCCUUUGCUCUCCUGCCAGGAAAAAGCCCUAUGGUCCAUGCAAUUCAGUCAAGGUGGCUGCUUCUACAGAUGUGAGACUGCAGCUCAGUAGCGAGAGUGAGGAGGAGGAGGAAAUACUUCUCCCCUUGGCCGAAAGGCUCCAAAGGAAGUUGCUGGUAGCCGGACCCGCGACAACUGCUCGUUCAUUUACUAGGAUCCAAACAAAGAGUGGCCCAGAAUCCACUGAGCUAAACAGGCCCUGUGUCAGUGAUGAAGAAGUGGUGCCUACUUGCUGGCAGGAGCCACUACUUGCUGACUCUGAUCUCCAAGAAAAUGUGGCACCCAUCGCUUGGGAACUGUCAGAGAGCGAUCAGGAGGUAUCUUCAUGGGAUGCUAAGCCACAAUCCUUGCCCCAGCGUCCAGUUUGCAUCCCUGAUAGUAAGAUGCAGGAUGGUACCCACCAAAUAAGCCUGAAGUCCUUUCCUCUUCGGACAAGUACGAGACAGAACCAUCAGGAUUUAGACAAAGCUUUCCAGGCUGCCCUGCAGAAGAGCAAAGAGCAAAGAACUCAGAAGCAGCUGCAAGAGCAAGAGAAACAGAGGAAAGCAGCCUUGGCCCAACUUCGCAAAGCCCAAAGACCAGAGCAAUGUCUGAAACACAUUCAAAUAGUGUUAGACCCAGGUCUCUUACAGAUUAAUGGUGCAGAUGAGAUCCUUGCUGCUUUGCAGUCAACAGAGAGUAACUAUGUGAUCGAGAGCCAAACUGUGCCCUGCAGCAUCACCUGGAGAAGGAAAACUGGCCUAACGCAGGCUGAAGAAGACAGCUGGAUGGAAGAACCCAAUGUCCUAGUGCCAGUGCUGCUCCCAGAUUUCAUUGCAAUGAUUCAUAACGGCAAGCAGGCUAGGAUGGAAGGUCCUACUGAAACACUGCAGAGUUUUGUGGUGGAAAUCACAGAGAAGAUUCCUGGGAAAACGCUGUCAUUGGCAGUAACAGAAUUAGAAAAACACUUCAGUUCUCAGAAACCCAAGUCACAAAAGAAGCUGCAGCAACCAGAGCAAAGUAGCAGCAAGGCACAGGAGGAAGGCAAGCCAAGGAAACGGAAAGAAAAGGAAAUUCCAGUUUCUCAGUUGUCUAGACUGGAUGUGGAAGAAGCUCUGGUCGAGCUGCAGCUUCACACUGGUGUCCAGGUUCAAGUGCUUGCAAGCUGGAAGGAGUUUGGAGAAUUUGCUAGUAUGUUCACCAAGGCUGUGGCUGAAGCCCCAUUCAAAAAGGAAAAAAAUAAAACCAGCUUCUCCUUCUGCCUGGAGGGAGACUGGUGUAGAGGUGUGAAGGUGGAUCGCACUGGAAAGGGACUGCUUCAGGUAUGGAAGAGACAGAUUCAGCAAUUCAACCGAGUCAGCCUGGAGAUGGCCAAUGCCAUUGUAGCCCGGUACCCUUCUCCUCUGCUUCUGAUGCAGGCUUAUGAUAGUCACACUUCAGAGCAUGAGCGACAUAACCUUCUUGCGGAGGUUCCCGUCCGUCGUGGUGAUGGAGUGACGACGACAACGAGGCGAGUUGGUCCAGACCUCUCCAAGAGGAUUUAUUUGCAGAUGAGUUCUCGUAACCCCGACCUUUCCCUGGAUGUUACUGGUUGAGAAAGUAUGGAUUUCUGUAAAACUCAGCUCAAGCAACUUUUAAAAACAUAAAUUACUUCCUCCAAAUUAAACUUUUCUGACGCUACUGCUUGGCUCUCAAUCCGAACUCUUGAUUCUUUUAUCCUGUGGAAAUCUUCAUAAAACUCAUUUACGAAGAUAAACAAUGUAAGAACUGAAGUUCUUUCCCUGUGCAAUAUGUUAUAAAUUUUGGGUCUCUUUUAAAAGGUAAAAAUUAUCUGAAACCUAUGAGCUGAAUGGCUUCCAAUAGUCAAGCAAAAUAUUUCAUUCCUUAACUUAGCAUUAUUUGCUAUUCUUUUAGAAGUAUAUUUGAAGAUAAGACGUGUACACUCCUCAGAAUAUACUAAGUAUAUUUUAUAAAGAAUUCAAUAAACAGCAUUUGUCAGGUAAAAGCUUUUGAACUGCAACUUUGCUAAGUGAUUCUGGAGUGCCUCAUCCAACAUUGACAUAUCUGCAUUACGUGCUCUUUCCUCACUUUAAACCAAGUUACCAAACUACACAUUCUUCCCUCACACACAUUAUUAUUACUCUUGAAAUGGAUGUUAAACUGUGUAGUGUCUCAAUGCAGGAACCUGUACUCUGUAGAAGUCUGUAUACAAGGGAAUUACAAAGAAGCCUGGAGGGUAUAAUUUCUAAAGUGCUAAGUGACACAGGUACCAUUUCAAUGCUCUGGUUCUCAUAGACGUUACAGAAGUUUCUCUAACCAGCAUUUAUGCCCUUAAAUUCCCACCAUUUCAGUCUUAUUAAUACACUUCUCGAAACUUCAAUGGCUUUAGUUUUAUUCUAAAUCAACUGCUUUAGGGCAAAAGGUAAAACAGCUGAACUUCAGGUAGCAAAAGGAACCUUGUAAGAACAGCAGGCAGAAGCUUUGCUAAGUUCAACCAUAAUACAGUUUUCACUUACCCUGUUGAGGCAGCCUGGUCAAAUGUUAUUUGUUCAGUAAUUUACAGAGAUGUAUCUAAUCUAUGGUCCGCUAGCAUCUAAUCUUUGGGUAUACCAUUGAUAGAACUUGCCAAUUUGUUCUUUGGUCUUCAACAAAAUCAAAGAAUGUAGAUGUCUACCAAAAGAUAUUAUUUAGGCAGAUGCAGAAAUACGUAUUUGUUUCUCAAAAGCAAUGUUUCUCAACCUACUAACUUUUAAGAUGUGUGGAUCAAAGUUUCAGGCAUGGCUGGAAGAAUCUGGGAGUUAAAAUCCACAUAUCUUAAAAGUUGCUAGGUUGAGAAAUAUGGUUCUAGAAAGACUUGCAUACAUCCUCAUUUCCGCAGAAGUGUAAAUUAAAUGCUGUAAUAGGUAGGUUUAAGGUUUUGAAUGUGACAUAUAUUUUGAUGUAUAAAUCACAAUGAAGCAACAGAGAAACACUGCCUAAGAGUGCAUGUAACAAGAACUAAGCAGGUACCAGGCAGGUUAGGCUUCUCUAUACUUGGAUGUGAGUCCUCUAGGACAGUGUGUCAAAAUCUCAGCCACUUUUAAGAU
Molecule: messenger RNA, 3341 nt
Organism: Pseudonaja textilis
Lineage: Eukaryota; Metazoa; Chordata; Lepidosauria; Squamata; Elapidae
Source: RefSeq, a predicted model, not a curated record